GCAUAGUCGAUGGUUUUGUCAACAUGAGCAAGAAGUGCGGCUGUAUUUCCUAACCUCAUCUAACCUCUCGGUGGACGAAACUACGUUUGACGUGUUCUGGCAUUUGACAUAUGCUACCGUUGUCAGAAUGGUCCUACUGGAGAAUGACGCAUUCUUAGCGGAGCUAACCAAACUCUUUGACAAGUCGCGUCUUUCUGGUGCAGUGUCACUCACCAUCAAGAGAUUUAAUGGACAUAACAAACCAUUGCCUAGGAAAGGCAGGCCACCACUACCGACUCCUACGGAGUAUCUUUGUUUAGUUCGGGCAUCUUUUCGCAAUAAAAAGAUUGCCACUGUUAUUCAUUCCAAAGAUGUGAACAAAUUCCAACAGGCGUAUUGGAAUCUCUUAAAGACGAAUGUAAGUGGACUGAAAAAGCUGAAGAAGGCGAAAUCUGCAAAGGCGAAGGUUCACUGACCCAGCGAGAUCUAACUGCCUGGCAGUUGUUUAUUUCUUUAUUAUUAACUUUUUCAUACUGUCUUCGUCAUAUAUAUUUAUCGACACUUAUCUACCGUAUGAGAAAGGGAAGCGCAUUUUAUGCAACAUUUUGUAUAGACUGAUGUACAAAAGGUUAAUAAUACUGUUAUAAAAGUGCACAUACGCGCAAUCACAUUACAUGCGCACCUUCAUAAAUUUGUGCAAUGAUAAUAAAGCAAUAAGGAAUAAUUAUUCGAUUCGAAUUCAGAAAAGAGUGUCGAGAUGAAAUAUUUGGUAAUUGUUGCAUAUAAAAUUCAAAUCAAAUUCUCCAUUAA
This is a messenger RNA of Linepithema humile (Argentine ant), 789 nucleotides long. It is a transcript of the gene Srp14, whose product is annotated as signal recognition particle 14. Gene Ontology annotation, molecular function: endoplasmic reticulum signal sequence receptor activity; 7S RNA binding. Gene Ontology annotation, biological process: SRP-dependent cotranslational protein targeting to membrane. Lineage: Eukaryota; Metazoa; Arthropoda; Insecta; Hymenoptera; Formicidae. The record is from RefSeq and is a predicted model, not a curated record. Gene Ontology annotation, cellular component: signal recognition particle, endoplasmic reticulum targeting.